Molecule: messenger RNA, 615 nt
Organism: Lucilia cuprina (Australian sheep blowfly)
Lineage: Eukaryota; Metazoa; Arthropoda; Insecta; Diptera; Calliphoridae
Exons: 2
Coding region: 117-263 (48 amino acids)
Source: RefSeq, a predicted model, not a curated record
AACAAAAGCUAAAGCAUCAUUUGAGUUUUAAACACAAAACUGAAAAGAUAUCAAACACAUAGAAAAAGUUUUCUAAAAAUUAUCUUUCAUAAUAUCAGCAAAAAUUUUUGGUGUCAAUGAAUAACCGCGCCGACACUAAAGCCAAGUUAAACGCUAAUUUGAGUCUCUCCAAACAUUUGUCUUCCAAAAAAGGUUCAAGAACCUCGAACUGCGGUAACCGCCUGGAAUUUGCCGUUCUAACUCUCAUACAAAACGUUCCCUGAUUUACUUAACCAACGUUAAACCAACAAUUAUCAAAAUGGUCCACAAAAAUCGUUCUUCCCGCAAAUCAUGCCCCGUCAUGGAUGUCAGCCCAUUACGUCAUUCAUUAACUGCUUCAGUCAAUAAAUAUGAAUUGUCAUCUAGUCCACGCAUUGGCUAUAAACUAGAGGUGCCAACCCGUCCCUUGGGUAGCUCUGGAUCUUCAUCGAAUCAAUGGCAUUACAAUAACAUGAUCAUGAACAAUCGUCAAGAGUUCAAUAAUUUACAUUUCUGCUAAAACAUUUCAUUGGUGUUCGGCAAUCUUCGUACAUUAAUUUAAAUAAUAAAUGAAAUAAUAAUCGUUUGAUAAAAAAA